This is a messenger RNA of Coregonus sp. 'balchen', 8476 nucleotides long. The record is from the annotation of a GenBank genome assembly. NCBI's taxonomy places the organism in Eukaryota, Metazoa, Chordata, Actinopteri, Salmoniformes, Salmonidae.
AUGGCGGGCACCUCCGACCCACUGGAAGAUAUGCUCUUUUCUGAGGUGGAUGAAAAAGCAGUGAGCGAUUUAGUGGGCUCUUUGGAGUCACAACUUGUCGGACAAAGCAAUCCUGCAGAUACUCAGUCGGAAAACAGAGGUGCUGGGUCUACAGUCCCUGCAAACCAUCACUUAGGAAAAACGCUACCAGUCCAAGUGGGUACUACAUUAGAACAGCAACAACAACAUAAAGCUGGGAUGCACCAGGAGAUUAACUCUAAGGAAAUUAGCUCAGAGAAAACUGUUACAUCUUCUUCGAUUAGUUCUAUUCCGUCCUUAGAGGAAGCUUCCACCACUUCAGGGACCGGGGUAAACGCUACCACGAGCGGUUUGCAAUCACAUGGAACAUCAUCUAUCACAACACUGCCUGCAUCUGGUGGUAUAGCAACUUAUCCGCUUGUCAGCAGCCUCAGCACCACCACCAGCCGAGGUUCCGCUCUGGCUUCAGGUCAGACAUCAACAGACAUUGUCGAUCAUCCAAGAAAACGCAUAACUGCAUCGUUACGGAGUGCAUCCGUGGGAAUACAGAGUUUGAACGGUACCGGGAGGAGCGGUAACGUCAAGGAAUAUCCCCCCUGCCGCGGGAACCGAUGCGUUGAUUAAAAACGUUAGCACUGUGUCUAGCAGUGCAAGUGCAGCAAACUCAAGUCGGACGGUUGACGUUACAUCUUGUGUAAAUACGACAAAUUUCACUUUAUCUAGCUCCAGCAUUUGCUCAACUCAAUCAGCGAUUCCCCUGGACAAGGGGACUCCUACUAUUGCUUUGCAAAGACUACCAAGUCACAUUGUAGCGAGCAUCGCGCAGAAUGGAAAUGGCACUACCGUCUCGGCCUUGGUUAAACAAGGCGCGAUAGGACCUAUCACCUCUGCAGUAACUUCGCAAGUGAACCACAAAAAAGAGGGUUCUGAAGCGAAGUCGGACGCUCCCGUGCAGUCCAAAAUAGUAAUGUCCAGUCCGUCAAGUGUUGUCAAUUCCGUAAUAAACUCUGUUUCCUCUCCCUCUGCUGUUUUCAACCUAGCAGCGACUUCUACUGCAAGUCAUGUCAUGGCAAAGCCUGCUGUCAAUGUUGGUGGACAAACUUUGACUACAACGGUUGGCAUGGUAAGGCCAGCAUCACCGGCUGUGGCCACAGCUACACAGCCUCUGCUUCAACCGGGAGUCCCAGCGGCUCAAAGGAUUGUAGCCCCCCAACUGAUUGUCAGACCCCUCCAACAACAACAAACAGACGACCAUUCAACUGCCUCCUGGGUUUACCAUCCCACCGGGUAAGGUGUUAGGAGGAUGAAUUGCUCUUCUCUUCAAAUCAGAGAGAGGGAAAAUCUGCUCAGAUCAAAACAAUGAAACUGGGCAGGUCUUUUUGAGAGCCCUGUGCUUUGUCAUUACAUCAAUUUUGUACUUUAAUGUAAAACAUUACCUGGACAUGUGAUGUGUUCCUUCAUCAUUUCCCUGUUCACUUCCUGAAGAUUCCCAAAGAUGCAGCAGCAUUCAUUUGAUAAACACCUGUCAAUACAGAUUAAAUCUGUGCAUUCUGUACAGAUUAAAGGAGAAGUUGUUUUUAACAACCAAAUCUCUAUUUUCAAUGUAAAUGUCAUGUUAUAGAAGGUUCCAGUCACCUUUUUUUUUUUUUCACAUGUUUGUGAGAAACUUACCCCAGACAGCAAAUCACUUCUUCAUCCUCCUUGUGUAGUAUAGGGGCCCUGAAAAAACAUGAACAAAGGGUCCAAAAACAAAUGCGUCCUUUUAGAAAUGGCAAAGCUCUCAGUAUAGUGGUGCAGGUCUUUAGAUGUUGAACAUAUGAAAUGGUGUCAUUCCAAACUUUAUCCGCAACGUUAUGUUCCAUUUUGUUGCGACUCGAGUGUUCCAUCUCUGUCCGUUCUACUGAUAACCGCCAAAAUAAAGGAAACAUUUAAUUAAAUGAGGGAUACAACGUAUACUGAAAGCAUGGGGUGCUUACACACAAGAAGUUCCAGACCCUUGUAGAAUCUAUGCCAAGGCACGUUGAAGCUGUUCUUGCGGCUUGUGGUGUCCCAACAUGGUAUUAAAAUGCUUUAUAUUGGUGUUUCCUUUAUUUAGGCAGUUACCUGUAGCAGAAGGCUACAUGGAGAAUGGAACAGCUGGAUAGGGGAAACGUCUUGAGUCACGCAAAAGGGAAUUCAACAAUGUGUACAACAUCUAAAGACCUGCAUCACUAUACUGAGAACUUUGCCGUUUUUAAAAGGACGUAUUUGGGUGUUUUUGGAACCUUUCUUCAUGUUUUUUCGGGGCCCACAUCCUAAACAACAAGGAUGAGGAAGUGAUUUGCUGUUUGGUGUAAGUUUCUCAAAAACUAGUGAAAUCACAAAAAAGGUGGACCCUAUAACAUUACAUUUACAUUAAAAAAAUAGAGAUUUGGUUGUAAAAAAACGUCUUUACAUUUGUAUUGAUUUUAGGUUAAUUCUGUAUAAUGUUGGAGACAUACCUGAAAUUGAAUAAAGUUAUUACUUGAAUCAUGACACCCAUUAUCAACACAACACAAAUAUCACAACCAAGACUGCAUGUGAGCAAAAUGUUCGCUGCUCAGUUGGUAUGGUGACAAAAAUGCCUACCGGUAUACUGUAUAUAAUAUACAGUAUAUUUCAAUGGCAUUGACAAUAUGACAGAACACAGUACACAAUGGCAUGCAUCAUCCCAGUUCUAAGAAAGUUCCACAAAUCUGCUUGAUAUCACCCAAUCAAAUGACUUUUCUCACAUCACAAGCAUGUGCAUAUUUUGCCAAUGGGCAAGUUUAAUGAAAUGGCAAUACAUAAAAAAACACACCAGACAUGAUCUCCUCUAUUGGUAUUCAUGUCUCAAAGUUGUUACUCUGAGCUGCAUGAGGCACGUGAAAGAGCCACUCAAGUUCCUCUAGAAACAAUAUCAGUGUGGUGGCCCAGCAGACAGACAGAUAGGUCUACUCAUGCAUUUUGUAUGUGCUCAUUCUUUCAUGCUGCUCAAGAAACUUUGACUCAGUAGAGAAAAUGGAUUAGAGCUGGGACUUUUUUUUUUAAAAACACGAAAAUUUUAGACACCGUCAAUACCGAUCACUUAUCGCAGGCAUUUUGCUGAUAUCGUACAUUACAAUAAGUAGCCUAUACUAGAGAAAUGUGGAGUUUGAAAUGAAAUAAGAUUGCUAAUAUGGGUGGUUGUUAAUGGGACAAUUGAUGGCUACAACCAUCAAACUAGUAGUAGUAGUUUAAAGGAUAAUAAAACAAACUGGUGCACAUUAAUGUUAUAAACUAUCGUUCUAUUUAUCGUUAUCACAUCAAUUCAGGCAAUUUAUCACAAUAUGGAUUUUUGUCUCUCAAAGUUACACAUUUAAAAUAAACAAAUAGCUGGAUAUGCAUACCUCUGAUAUGAUAUACUCUGAUUUGCAGAAUCAUUCAAACCUCAGUUAAAUGAAGGAGAGAAGUUUCAUGGAGUGCCGGGAACUCAUGGCCCAGAACACAUCACUGGCAAUUUAUGAGUUAAUGACAUUUUCUCAACCGUUAGACUAUAUUGCAUCUCAUCUCACCAAUACAUGCCUGAAGACAAUCCACUGUUGCUUAUGUGUUCAGUGUGGCACGUGAUUCGGUCUCCAUGUGUUUGGCAGCGCUAAAUGAACAGUCUGAAUAAAUCCAUGCUGUUUGCAUUUAAAAACAAUGAGCCAGUCGUGCUCUGAUGAUUUGAGGCUCACUUUUAUGACUGAGAUUGAGGUUGGGUCUAAAGGAUUUACAGUGUUCUGAUUGCCUGCUUCCAGAGGAUUCAAUUCAGGUUACCUGUUUAUGAGUUGGAGUUGGCAAGUUAAAAGUUCAGCUGUUGUUUAGCAAGUUCACCUGAUCUGUUUUUCUAACUCUGGGGUUUAAAUGAGUAAGCACCUGUCUAUGAGGCUGUUCAGACAGGCUCAGAACAGUGAAGGGGACAGAGCACAUGCAACGUGCUGUUUAAGAGACUAUUUGGUUAUUUAUGUUAUUCAACCCUUAUUUUACCAGGUAAGUUGACUGAGAACAUAUUCUCAUUUACGGCAACAACCUGGGGAAUAGUUACAGGGGAGAGGAGGGGGGAUGAUUAGGUCGACAGAUGCAUAUCUGUAUUCCCAGUCAUGUGAAAUCAAUAAGUUAGAGCCUAAUGAAUUUAAUGCAAUUGACCGAUUUCCUUAUAUGAACUGUAACGCAGUAAAAUCUUUGACUUUUUUGCAUGUUGCAUUUAUAUUUGUGUUCAGUAUAAUAAUAUAUUGUUGAUGGUUACUUUGCUUAGUAUGUGCUUUCUGAUUAGUAGUAGGCUCAUUGUAUAAUAUAAAACUAUAUAUAUAUAUAUUUGUAUACUGUACUUUGUCGCCGGGUAGGAAAUGUAGUAGUAUACUGUGAUUCAUAAUAGUAAUUAAAUCACUGGCAAAACAGGCCUUGUUUUAAUUGCCAUCAUCGGGCCAGAGCAUGCAUCUUCCUCCUUGUUUAAAAUGACAUCAUCGGGCCAGAGCAUGCAUCUUCCUCCUUGUUUAAAAUGACAUCAUCAGGCCAGAGCAUGUAUCUUCCUCCUUGUUUAAGGAGUCCUCUGUAGCUCAAUUGGUAGAGCACGGCGCUUGUAAUGCCAGGGUAGUGGGUUCAAUCCCCUGGACCACCCAUACGUAAAAAUGUAUGCACACAUGACUGUAAGUCGCUUUGGAUAAAAGCGUCUGCUAAAUGGCAUAUUAUUAUUAUUAUUAUUAUGAUGGUAUGAGGGCCAGAUUGGCAAUUUAGCCAGGAUACUGGGGUUAACACCCCUACUCUUAUGAUAAGAGCCAUGGGAUCUUUACUGACCACAGAGGUGGCGUUUACACAGACAGCCUAAUUCUGAUAUUUUGGUAUGUUGACCAAUCAGAUCAGCUCUGAAAAUAAAUAAUUGUAUUUGUCACAUGCUUCGUAAACAACAGGUGUAGACUAACAGUAAAAUGCUUACGGGUCUUUUUCCAACAACAGAGUUAAAGAUAAAACAUUGAAAUAGUGACACGAGGAAUGAAUACACAGUGAAUACAUUUUUAAAAUAACGAGUAAAAAUAGAAUUGCUACUAUAUACAGGGAGUACCAAUACCGAUUUGAUGUGCAGGGGUACGAGGGAGUUGAGGUACCUAUUCAAUGCCUUCAGAAACUAUUCACACCCCUUGACUUAUUCCACAUUUUGUUGUGUUACAGCCUGAAUUCAAAUUGGAUAAAAAAAAAACAUCUCACCCAUCUACACACAAUACUCCAUAAUGACAAAGUGAAUACAUGUUUUUAGAAAUUUUUGCAAAUCUAUUGAAAAUGAAAUACAGAAAUAUCUAAUUUAAAUACUUUGUAGAAGCACCUUUGCAGUGAUUACAGCUGUGAGUCAUUGCUAGACAACCAUUUUCAGGUCUUACCAUAGAUUUUCAAGUUGAUUUAAGUCAAAUCUGUAACUCGGCCACUCGGGAACAUUCAUUGUCUUGUUAAGUAACUUCAGUGUAGAUUUGGCAUUGUGUUUUAGGUUAGUGUCCUGCUGAAAAGUGAAUUCAUCUUCCAGUGUCUGGUGGAAAGCAGACUGAACCAGGUUUGCCUCUAGGAUUUUCCCUAUGCUUAACUCCUUUCUGUUUAUUUUUUUCCCCUGAAAAACUCCCCUGUCCUUAAUGAUUGCAUGCAUACCCAUAACAUGAUGCAACCACCACUAUGCUUGAAAAUAUGGAGAGUGGUACUCAGUAAUGUGUUCUAUUGGAUUUGCCCCAAACAUAACACUUUGUAUUCAGGACAAAAAGUUCAUUGCUUUGCCACAUUUUUUGCAGUAUUACUUUAGUGCCUUGUUGCAAACAGGAUGAAUGUUUUUGAAUAUUUGUAUUAUGUACAUCAGAGGAGGCUGGUGGGAGGAGCUAUAUGAGGACGGGCUCAUCCUAAAGACUGGAUUGGAAUUGAUGGAACGGUAUCAAACACAUCAAACAAAUGGAAACCACAUGUUUGACUCUGUUCCAUUUAUUGAAUUCUAGCCAUUACAAUGAGCCCAUCCUCUUAUAGCUCCUCCCACCAGCCUCCUCUGAUGUACAGGUUUCCUUAUUUUCAAUCUGUCAAUUAGGUUAGUAUUGUGGAGUAACUACAAUGUUGUUGAUUCAUCCUCAGUUUUCUCCUAUCACAGCCAUUCAACUUUGUAACUGUUUUAACGUCAGCUUUGGCCUCAUGGUGAAAUCCCUGAGCGGUUUCCUUCCUCUCUGGCAACUGAAUUAGGAAGGAAGCCUGUAUCUUUGUAGUGACUGGGUGUAUUGAUACACCAUCCAAAGUGUAGUUAAUAACUUCACCAUGCUCAAAGGGAUAUUCAAUGUCUGCUUUUUAAAACAUCUUUACACAUCUACCAAUAGGUGACCUACUUUGCGAGGCAUUGGAAAUCCUCUCAGGUCUUUGUGGUUGAAUCUGUGUUUGAAAUGCACUGCUCGACUGCGGGACCUUACAGAUAAUUGUAUGUGUGGGUACAGAGAUGAGGUAGUCAUAAAAAAAUAAUGUUAAAAACUAUUAUUGCACAUAGAGUGAGUCCAUGCAACUUAUUAUGUGACUUCUUAAGCACAUUUUUACUCCUGAAUUUAUUUAGGCUUGCCAUAACAAAGGGGUUGAAUACUUAUUGACUCAAGAAAUUUCAGCUUUUCAUUUUUAAAUAGUUUGUAAACUUUUCAAAAAACAUAAUUCCACUUUGACAUUAUGGGGUAUUGUGUGUAGGACAGUAACAAAAAAUCUCAAUUUAAUCUACUGUAUUUUAAAUUCAGGCUGUAACAUAACAAAAUGUGGAAAAAGUCAAGGGGUGUGAAUACUUUCUGAAGGCACUGAAUAUAUAGCGAGGGAUAAAGUGACUAGGCCGCAGGAUAUAUAAUAGACAUUAGCAGCAGCGUAUGUGGUGAGUGUGUGUGUGGCGUCAGUAUGCGUGUGUGGACAUGUUAUGUGUGUGUGGGCGUAAUUAUGUAGUGUAUGUGUGUGUUGGGGUGUCAGUGUAAGUACAGUAUGUAUGAGUGUGUGGGAAGAGUCCAGUGUGUGUGCAUAGAGUGCAAGAGAGUUAGUGCAAAAAGGGUCAAUGCAGAUAGUCCAGGUAGCCAUUUGAUUAGCUGUUUAGCAGACUUAUGGCUUGGGAGUAGAAGCUGUUCAGGGUCCUGUAGUUUCCAGACCUGGCGCAUUGGUACUGCUUGCUGUGCGGUACUGUAGCAGAGAGAACAGUCUAUGGCUUAGGUGGCUGAAAUCUUUGAAACAUUUUUGGGCCUUCCUCUGACAACGCCUGGUAUAGAGGUCCUGGAUGGCAGCUCGCCCCCAGUGAUGUACAGGGCCUUACUCACCACCCUCUGUAGCGCCUUGCGGUCAGGUGCCUUGCAGUUGCCGUACCAAGCAGUGAGGCAGUCAGUCAAGAUGCUCUCAAUGGUGUAUCUGUAUAACUUUUUGAGGAUCUGAGGACCCAUGCCAAAUCUUUUCAGCCUCCUGAGGGGGAAGAGGUGCUGUCGUGCCCUCUUCACAACUGCAUGGGUGUGGACCAUGUUCAUUCUUUAGAGCAGGAUUUCCCAAAGUCGGUCCUGGUCCCAAAUCACUGCCCUGGGGCAUUGGGAUCUUUUUUUAGAUCAGAGGAAAGUGUGCCUCCUACCAUGUUCAUUCUUUAGAGCAGGAUUUCCCAAAGUCGGUCCUGGUCCCAAAUCACUGCCCUGGGGCAUUGGGAUCUUUUUUUAGAUCAGAGGAAAGUGUGCCUCCUACUGGCCCUCCAUCACUAUCUGGUCUCUCAUUCAGGGACUGACCAGGACCAACCCUGCUCAGCUUCAGAGGCAAACCAGCAGUAAGCUGCAGGGUGGUAUGCUGCUGGUUCAGAUGCUCCUCCGCAGAGUGCACGAGGCUACUUUCUGUGUGCACAUAGAUCUACACAUACUCUUAAGUCACAUCAGGUCUACUUGUGUCUGGACAUUACUCUUAUAGCAUAUCCAUUAGCCUACCCAAAAUGUCCAGUGAUUAAAGUAGCUUUUGUGUGUUAGUGAGAAAAUGUGUAGUAUGAUAUAGUUACAUUUUCUCUGAGUUAAGCUAGAGGAGGCUUAUGGAAAUCUGUUUGAGGCGUUUAUGUUCAGUAACAGGUACACUGUUUAAUAAAAGCUCUAUUAUUUCUCGUUCUGUUUGAUGCUGAUGAAAAUGGCAUGUACUGCUCUCAUGGGCAGAUUGAACAUGACAUCAGAAUUUAGACUACUGUUUCGUAAAUUCAACGUGAUCUCCUUGUCACUGGUCUCCUUGUCACUUUCUAGGGUCACUAUGUGACUGAAAUAGGUGCAUUUCAUUGACAGCCAGCCCAGGUGCCUUUUAGGACAGUGUAUUGACUUUGACUGAGUAUAUUGUGUGUGAUUGCUCUGUCUGCACUCUAGGAAUGGUGUUGGUGCGCACUGAGAUGGGUCAGCUAGUGAUGGUCCCUCAGCAAGCCCUUGCCCAGGCACAGGCCCAAGCCCAGGCCCAGGCCCAG